Molecule: messenger RNA, 1413 nt
Organism: Papaver somniferum (opium poppy)
Lineage: Eukaryota; Viridiplantae; Streptophyta; Magnoliopsida; Ranunculales; Papaveraceae
Product: zinc finger BED domain-containing protein RICESLEEPER 2-like
Exons: 3
Coding region: 1-1413 (470 amino acids)
Molecular function (GO): DNA binding; protein dimerization activity
Source: RefSeq, a predicted model, not a curated record
AUGCAGCUUUUAGAGAAACAUCAAGGAAAAAUUGCAUUAACCACUGAUAUGUGGACCAGUAAACAAAAGAAGGGAUACAUGGUCAUUACAUCUCAUUUUAUCGAUGAUUCAUGGAUCCUACAAAGCCAAAUUAUCAGGUUUAUGUAUGUUCCAUGUCCACAUACAACUGAGGUCCUCUCGGAAGCAUUGAUGGAAUGUCUGUUGGAUUGGAAUAUUGAUGGUAAGAUAUCUACUAUUACUGUUGAUAAUUGCACCACUAAUGAUCUUAUGAUCAAAAAUACCUUGGAAAAUUUGUCAAGUAACUCAUUACUAUUGGGUGGAGAUUUGUUUCAUAUGCGUUGUUGUGCGCACAUACUAGCUCUCAUAGUCAAGCAAGGAUUAGAAGGGAUUAAAGGGGAAAUCGAGUUGAUUCGUAAUAGUGUUUCUUACUGGAAAGCAACACCAAAACGAGUUGAAAAAUUCGAAGAGGCUGCCCGUCAGUUAAAUAUUGCAUGUACAAAUAAGCUAGUCCUUGAUUGUGAGACUAGAUGGAACUCUACAUAUAUGAUGCUUAAUAUUGUUAUUAAGUAUCAAAGGGUCUUCACUCGCCUAAAGCAACGAGAGCCACAAUAUAAGUAUUUUCCCGGUGAAGAAGAUUGGUCGUUGGCAAGGGAGAUGUGUGAUAAAUUGAAGAUAUUUUAUAACUUCACGGAGAAGUUUUCUGGAGUAAAAUAUCCUACAACCAAUCUUUUUUUUCCAAGUAUUUGUGAGAUUAGAUUGUCAUUGAACGAGUGGAGUAAAUCUAAAUUUGAUGUGAUAAGAAAAAUGGCAUCAGGUAUGAUAGAAAAGUUUCAAGAGUAUUGGAUGGUGAUCAAUGGGAUGAUGGCAGUAGCAAUUAUGUUGGAUCCAAGGUUUAAGAUGAAAUUGAUUCAGUUUUACUUCCCGCAAAUUUAUGGUCCAUCUUUUGCAGACUUCGAAAUGACUCGAGUAAGCAAUUUAUGUUAUGAUUUGGCUAAAGAGUAUGAAUUGAAAGUAUUUGCUGAUAAAUCUAUUGGCCAAAGUGAUUUUUCAUCCACUUCUCGAUCAGAGAUGUAUGGUUUAGAUGAUGAUGUAGAUCCUUUGGAUAAAUUUGAUAUGUUUGUCUCUAAUAGCACUCAGACUAGUACUGUUAAGUCAGAGUUAACAUGUUAUUUGGAGGAAAGUCUUUUACCUAGGGCGAAUGAUUUUGACAUACUAGCAUGGUGGAAGACAAAUGGAAUCAAAUAUCCGGUCUUGCAGUGUAUGGCUAGAGACAUCUUAGCGAUUCCAGUGUCUAUAGUUGCUUCAGAAUCUGCUUUUAGCACGGGAGGUGAAUUAAAAUCAGAACGGGGAACUUUUUGGGAAGAUAAUGAAGAAGACCAUGAUGAGAUUAUUAACAUGGAGGAAGAUGGUUAA